AUUGUUCUUUGACAUCUAUACUCUCAUGUUGUUCAAUCGUCACCUUUAUAUUGAUAAAGUCCUUCCCCAUAAUCUCAUCACUUUUGUUUUUCUUUUCUCUUUUUUCUGAAGCCCGGUUUCAAUUACCUUUUCAUUUUUUUCUAUUCGUUUCUCAUCCAUAGAGUCUUUUUUUCUCUCUUUUUUUUCUCACUCCUUUUUUUCUCUCCCUCUUACCCUUUAGUGUUUUUUCUUCUCUUUUUCACCAUGUUUGCUGAUAAAACUUGGGAGAGUUCGGGUAAAAAUGAGUUUAUCAACGGUGUUCGAUCUCAUUCAGAAAAUUCGACUGAACUGAAAAAGCUUCUAUACACAUGCUGUAAUCAGUGUAUCUGUGGACAGUUAAGGUAUGACUCGUUUAUUUCAACCUUGUCCAGUAUUGUUGAUACCAGUCCGUCUGUUCCCAUAUUGUUAACUGAUAUUCUAUUGGUUUGUGAUGUGGAAACCCAAAUGGCGGAUAAUAAGGAUCAAAGAGAAAAUUAUUUAGCGCUACUUGCUGGUUGCUCGAACAAGUUGAUCGCAGAUGUAUUACUUAAGGAAAGAUUAGAAUAUGAUACCAUCGGAGAGGCUAAAAUCAUUGCCAACAAAAAAAGUGCCGUCACCAAGUUCAUCAAGCUAAAAACACGUCUCUUUUAUAAACAACAAAAAUUCAAUCUAUUCAGAGAAGAGUCUGAAGGUUAUGCCAAAUUAAUCACUGAAUUAAGUCAACCUGGAGGCUUUGAUUGUAAUCAUAUGCUUCAAGUUAUUCGAUCUCUUAUAGGAUGUUUCAAUUUAGAUCCAAAUCGUGUUUUAGACAUCGUGCUUGAGUGUUUUGAAUGUAGACCUUACCUUGCGGAUUCUUAUAUUUCCCUGCUAUGUAAUUUUCUAAAUAAUUCUAAUACAUUAUCCCAGAUAUUGGCAUUCAAAUUUAGCUUCUAUCAUACUGAUAAUACGAUGAUUACACCUGAUUCUUUAUAUGAGGUUGCUGCUUUACUCCUUCAACAGAAACUCCUCUCAUUAGAACAAAUUUAUUCUUUUCUCAGUCCAAGUGAUAAACUAAUUUAUGAAUACAAUCAGAAUGAGAUUAAAGAUGCUCGUGCUUAUGCUCGAAAAACCUUUGUAUCAGCUGAAGAUAAGCCAAUGGAUGAAGAUCGUCUAUCCGACAUGGAAAGAUUUUCUUUAUUAGUUAAUAACCAGAAGCUUGGACUUUGCUUAGCACUUUUAAAAGUAGGUGAUUGGAAAAAUGCCCAUGAGUUAAUUGAAAGUUUGCCAAGUUUUUACGCUGUGUCCAACCCAAUUAUCGCUAAACAGUUAUGCUCAUUAAUACACUAUACCAUGGAUGUUAUUUAUCAUUCGCAUUCUGGAUUACCUUCCAUUAUCAUCAAUAAAGUUAAAAUGUACAAGUGUGACGGAAAACCAUCAAUCAAACAAGCAGAAACUGUUCCAGAAUUGAAGGAUAAUGUAUUCCCGAUGAUUUCCACUUUGGGACCUUUUAUCCAUGGAGAUACUCUACUUAUUUCAAAGAUUAUUAGGAUUGGAAAAUCAAUCAUGAGCACACCAAACGUUGGUGAUAUUAAAUAUGAACUUUUAAGUAUUUUAGACGAAGCUAUUUUACCUUCUCUAUCAUUGGUUGAAGGUAAUUGUGGUCUGGCUGAUGAACUUUGGCAGUUUCUUUGUCUUUUUCCAUAUACUGCUCGAUAUCGACUUUAUUAUAAUUGGAAAACCGAUCCAGCUAUUCCGAUUAUGAUUCGAACUAGAUCACAAAAUAUGAGGCGUAUAAAAUAUAUUAUGAAGCGUUUAAGCAAGGAGAAUGUUAAAUACUCUGGGCGACAAAUUGGGAAACUAAGUCACUCAAAUCCAUCAUUUCUAUUUGAAUAUAUGUCUCUUCAAAUUCAAUCCUACGAUAAUUUAAUUGGUCCUGUUGUUGACUCACUUAAAUAUUUAACAUCAUUAUCAUACGAUGUGCUCAUCUAUUGUAUAAUCGAAGCUCUAUCAAACUCAAGUAAAGACCGGACGCUCCAUGAUGGUGCAACAAUAUCUCCCUGGUUGCUAAGUUUAGCUAAUUUUUGUGGAUCAGUUGUUAAAAAGUAUCCAGUUGAAUUACCCGGAUUACUCCAGUUUAUUGCUAAUCAACUAAAAGCUGAAAAGAGUUUAGAUCUACUGAUUCUUAAAGAGAUAAUUCAAAAAAUGGCUGGAAUUGAAGCUGCUGAGGAAAUGACUAAUGAACAAUUGGCUGCAUUAUCUGGUGGUGAACUAUUGAGAGCCGAAGGUGGUUACUUUAAUCAAGUUCGUAAUACAAGAAAAUCGUCCGUUCGCCUCAAGGAUACUCUUCUGGAAUCAAACCUUGCGAUGCCUUUGUGUAUUCUUAUGGCACAACAACGAAAUUGUAUUCUCUACAGUAAACAAGAACAUUCGCACAUCAAAUUAGUUGGAAAAUUAUAUGAUCAAUGUCAAGAGACUUUGGUUCAAUAUGGAUCUUUCUUAUCCUGUAAUUUGAGUAUCGAUGAUUAUAUUGGUAAUUUACCAUCACUUGGCUCUUUAAUCACAGACUACAAUUUGAGUGCAGAUGUAGCAUUCUUUUUGGUUCGACCAAUGAUUGCUCAUUAUAUUAAUCAAAAAUUUGAAGAACUAAGAAAAAAUGAAAAGACAUCUAAAGGAAUCCAUUUGUAUAUCGAAGCUUGGGAAUCAGUUACAAAACCUCUUGUAGACAUAAUCAUUCCAGCUUUUCCAACCAAAUUCUGGGAAGAUUUAAGCUCAAGAUUUUUCGUGACCUUUUGGACUUUAUCUAUUUAUGAUCUCGAAGUUCCUAAAAGUAGUUAUGAUAGAGAAGUUGAAAGACUAAAGGGACAAAUUCAGUCUACUGAGGAUAAUAAAGAUAUAAAUCCUGGUAAAAAGAAGAAAGAGAUUGAAAGGUGUCGACUUUUACAGGAGAAACUAUUAGAAGAACAAUUGCGACAAGAUGAACAUGUUCGACGUGUUCGUCAAAGAUUAGAAAAAGAAAGAGACCUUUGGUUCCAAUCGAAAUUAGCGAAAAUGGAAAUGACAACUCAAUUUCUACAACACUGCCUCUUUCCGCGAUCAAUAUUCACUGCCACCGAUGCUCUUUAUUGUGCUAAAUUUGUGCAUCUUCUUCACACUAUUAAAACGCCCAAUUUUUCAACUUUAAUUUGUUACGAUAGAAUAUUUGGUGACAUUUCUUAUACAAUGUCUUCUUGUACCGAGAAUGAAGCUAAUCACUAUGGACGAUUCCUUUGUGCUCUUCAAGAAACAGUGAUGCGAUGGCAUAAAGAUAAAGCGGUAUUUGAGAAGGAAUGUGCUAAAUAUCCAGGAUUUGUGACUAAAUUUUUCGAGAAAGAACCAGCUCAUGUUGAUUAUGAAAACUAUCGCCAUGUUUGUCAUAAGUGGCAUUAUAGAUUAACUAAAGCUUUUAUUGUUUGCCUUGAUUCAGGAGAUUAUGUUCAGAUCAGAAAUGCUUUGAUUGUCUUGACCAAAUUAAUUACUUAUUUUCCAGUUAUUAGCAGCUUUGCUACAGCUAUUGAGCGUCGAGUUGACCAAAUUAGAAACACUGAACAAAAUAAGAGACCUGAUCUUUAUGCUUUAGCUACAGGUUACUCUGGGCAACUUAAAAAUAAACGAUCAACCUGUGUACCAGAACAUGAGUUCCAUCUGAAAACUCAACAUCCAGUAAAUAAUACGAAAACGGUAACGACGAAUAAUGUUAAAAAAGAAACGAAACAAGAGACAAAUAAUGUCGCAUCAACACCAGUUACGACUAAAUCACCUCCACCUAAAGAGAAAAAAGAUAAUAUUCUCAAGCCACGUCCACCGGCGGAAACUAACGAAAACUCCAGUGAAAAGAAAAAAGAACCUAAAAAUGAUUCUGUUCGAACUGCCGAGAAGAAAGAGAAAACCACAAAAACUGAAAGGAAUCACGUAUCAUCAGAAAAGGUAUCAACUAAAUCGGAUUCCAAAUCAUCAAGUAUUCCAAAUUCUCCCAGAAAAGGUGACCAUAGAGGACGAAGUGCUGAGCCACCCGUCGAAACUGAAAGAGAACAUAAACGUCGAAAAGUUGAAGCCAAGACUCAUGAGGAUGGCAAUGUUGUCAGUGGUGGAGCAACAGGAACCGGAGGUAGCGGUGGUACAGGUACAGGAAGUGUGGUAAACAACGAAAGACGAAGUGACAAAGAAAAGGAGAGAAAUGAAAACUAUGAUAGAAGACGAGGAGGAGACGAUUCAACAUCAUCAUCACCUUCAGCAAAUUCUCGUUCACAUGAAAAGAAAACAUCAAAUUCAUCUUCAAGGAAAAGGGAAAUUGUGGAUGAAUCUCCAAGCGAAGUACCUUCAACAAAUACGAAGAAAAAGAAAGACGAAGAAUCGAGUAAAUCAAAGAAGACAGUUAAUAAUGACGAGCGAGAAUCAAGUAGAAAACAGUCAUCUGAAACCAAACGAAGUUCAUCUUCACGUAAAAACAAAUCCGAAGAUAAAUAAUCCAAAAUUUCAUCCUCAAUCCUAUUCUGAAUCGGGUCCACAUUCAUUGUCAAAAACCAAAAGAUUUCAUCAUUUUCAGUAAAACAACAAUAAUAUUCAACGAAA
Molecule: messenger RNA, 4605 nt
Organism: Panonychus citri (citrus red mite)
Lineage: Eukaryota; Metazoa; Arthropoda; Arachnida; Trombidiformes; Tetranychidae
Gene: tho2
Product: THO complex subunit 2-like
Exons: 15
Coding region: 244-4500 (1418 amino acids)
Biological process (GO): mRNA processing; mRNA export from nucleus
Cellular component (GO): THO complex part of transcription export complex
Molecular function (GO): mRNA binding
Source: RefSeq, a predicted model, not a curated record